Molecule: messenger RNA, 603 nt
Organism: Parascedosporium putredinis
Lineage: Eukaryota; Fungi; Ascomycota; Sordariomycetes; Microascales; Microascaceae
Source: the annotation of a GenBank genome assembly
AUGUUUGCUCACCCCGUCGUGAAUUUCGGCCUUGGUUCCAAGGAGCUCAUGUGUAAGUCACCCCCACCCCUCCACUCCCUCCGCAAACACCCCCACCACCACCAUUGUCAUCAUCGGCACCGGCAUCUCCGCCGUCUCCGCCGCCUACUCCCUCCUCGCCCUCACCCCGCAACCACCCGCCUCAUCGCCCUCGACGCCCGCCGCGUCUGCGACGGCGCCACCGGCCGCAACGGCGGCCACUGCAAGCUCGUGCCCCACGAGGAGCUCGCCAAACUCACCCCGCGCUUCGGCCAGGCCAGGGCCGCCGAGCUCGUGCGCUUCCAGAGGAGGCACAUCGCCUGCCUCGCCGCCGUCUGCGCCCUCGUCGAUGCCCAGCUGGGAGAGCCGGCGGAUCCGCCGCCCGACGUCACCGCUGCCGGUGGGGAUUCCCGUGACGAUGAUGAAGGUCGCGAGACCGAGUUUCGCGACGUGGAGACGGUGGACAUCUAUCUCGAAGCAGGCUUGUUCGACGAGGCCAAGGAAAAGGUAGAGACGUUGCGCGCAGUCAUGCCAGAGAUUGACGUUCGCGUCUGGGAGCCCCCGAGGCUAGAGAGCCCCGACUAG